ACCUUUUGCGUCCUUAACCCUCGCUCCAACAGAGCACAGAAGAAACCACCAUCGAUUCUUCAUCAGGGAAAAGCAUCCAAAGAAACCUUGCAGCACGGAAGUAUGGCACUCAGGGCACUCGAUAACACGCCGGAGCAUACGCCGGAGAGGCCUAAAAAGGCUCCCAAGAAAUCAGUUUGUGCUGGAAUUGAAAAUCAUCUCGCCGGGAAUGAAGAGAACACCGUGCCGGGCAGCCGAUCCCCUGCCAUUGAGAAGGCACAGGAGGACCGGGUAGAUUACAUUGCCUCGGCAGAUCUUCAGCCACUGCUGGAUCCUGAAAAGACAGCACAGAAUUUGCUACAAAGAUUGGAGUCGAAGGAUUGGAUUAAGGUGUGUGAGGCUCUGAACGACGUGCGCCGAUUGGCGAUCUAUCACUCUGCUUCACUGACAUCACUCUUGGAUAGGGUCGUAUUGUUGCUCGUGAAGGCAAUGAAGAAUCCAAGGAGUGCACUUUGCAAGACAUCCAUUAUGACUUCCACUGACCUCUUUAAUGGAUUUGGACAUGUCUUCCUCUCUCCUCCCAUGUCAGAUGUCAUUGACACCUUGCUACUGCAACUGCUGCUGAAGGCUUCCCAAGACAAGCGGUUUGUAUGCGAAGAAGCUGAAAUGGCCUUGAAUGCCAUGGUGAAGUCCUCCCCUGCACUUCCUCUAUUGAGGAAGCUGGAGCAUUAUGUGAACCAUUCCAAUCUCAGAGUGAGAGCAAAGGCUGCCGUUUCCAUUUCUAACUGCAUCGCCAAAUUGGAAAUGGAACCGAUGAAAGAAUAUGGAUUCUCAAAAAUCUUACACAUUGCUGCCGACUUGCUUAAUGACCGGCUCCCAGUAGCACGAGAUUCAGCUCGUAGCAUUAUCGCAUCAGUUCAUGCUGCAUUCUCAAAGGAUCAUGGACAACAUGAUGAAGAGGGACAAUUACCUGAGGAUUCAUGGAAGAGUUUUUGCGCGACUAGCCUGCCACCCAUUGCUGCACAAGCAGUGGAAAAGAUAGUUCAACAGCAGUAGAUUUCCGAAAAUGACGUCUGUUGACAGAAAAAGUUGAGAACAAGGAUUUUUGUUCUUGACUGGAUAUUCCAUAUUUCCAAGCGACACUUGAUUUCUUUUUCCGUUAAAACAAUUAUCGACUUUGUUUGAUGAAUCUUUUGUAAAGUUUUAGCUGGCUGCGGCUGUUUUCAAUU
Molecule: messenger RNA, 1208 nt
Organism: Nymphaea colorata (pocket water lily)
Lineage: Eukaryota; Viridiplantae; Streptophyta; Magnoliopsida; Nymphaeales; Nymphaeaceae
Exons: 5
Coding region: 103-1035 (310 amino acids)
Biological process (GO): microtubule cytoskeleton organization
Cellular component (GO): cytoplasmic microtubule
Molecular function (GO): microtubule binding
Source: RefSeq, a predicted model, not a curated record